CACCAGUCAAUACGACCUUGUUAUUAGGCCAUGGUCACUGAAAGCAGACGACUUCCUGUUCCUACCAAACGAUAUCCGAGACAAGCGUUUCCUGUGGGUUGAAGGCGGUAACACCAUAGAUAAGCUGUGGAAGACGUAUCCAAGUCCUGACUAUCUUCUUGAGGAUUCCCCGACAGGGCAGUUUGGAGAAAAUCCAAUCAAGCUAAUUCCUGUUUGAUAGUACGAGUGAAUAUUCCCAUUACUACUCGCUAUCGACUGACGACUUGAGCCUCAUUACUGGCGAGCUUCUGCAUUAGCUCUUCCACGACACGAAACAGCUUGGAGGGAUCCCUGACGGAGCGAAAACCAAUCAAAAUGACUGUCGUAUGAUCGGCUUCUCCGUAUCCAUGGUAACAGGAAGGGUACUUCCCAGCAAGCAUCUCUCGUGAUAUUCUACUGGCUGUGACAAGAUAUAUUAAAGUUCGAGUACACACCAACCGCUCAGAUGGCAGUUUGGCCACAACAAGGUAAAGAGCCCCCUCUGAAGCUAAACUUUAGCAAAGAGCUUGCUCUCCAUAGGAAACUAAAAAUGAAUGCGUUAGUAGGAGACGGUUCAUAUAGUGGGAUUGUACCAUACGAAAAUAAACGUAAGGGAACUUGGAAAAACUUUGUGAUACUGUGCUUAUCAACCUUUUUAAGUUUCGUGGCAGUGUUUCCUUCACGGAAUCUGCAAACAAGUAUACACAGUUCGUACCGAAUGGGAACAAUAUCUUUAUGUGCUUUGUACGGAUUCUAUAUCAUCGGGUGCCUCACAUCUAACAUCUGCAUCCAGCAUUUCAGGGCGAAAUGCCUCCUGUUGGUAGCGUUAAUCUUUCACGUGUUAUAUUCAGUGUCCAAUGUCAUCCCUUCCAUGUAUACUCUUAUCCCAGCCUCGUGUUUACUGGGCCUGUGUCAACCACUUUUCUGGAGUAUCCAGGAGAUCACCCUUCUUGGAUACGCUUUAAACUACUCUGCCUUCUCCAACAUAAACCUGGAUAGCUCGCUUCGUCUUUUCCAGACCCUAAUAGUGAUAACUGUCCACUCGGCCCAAAUCCUCGGGAACCUUCUAAGUUCCGGUCUACUUUCCCUCUCCGAUGUCGACUGUGCUGAUAUCUGGUCAAAUGAAUUUUCCAAUGGAACAGAACUUCAAGAAGUUGGAGCAUUUGCUAAAUCGGAACGAUGGACAUACACCCUACCCUUGAUCCCUGUACUGACGCGGAAACUGUCUGACCACCCGGGGCCCAUAAACUAUUACCAGUUUCUGACAGUCCUCUACCUCUGUCUCGGAGUAGUGGCGAUGGGUGGGGUCCUGAUAUUCUUUGAGAGCCCUGACAUACUUCUCAAGAGGAGGUCUGGCUCAUGGAAAGAAAAGAUGAUGGAGGUAAAGGAUACAGUGUGUGAUGCCAAGGCAUUCCUUGCAGGAUUCGCUGCCAUAUUCACUGGAUACAUUCAAGGAGUCAUCAUCGCGGAUAUACUGAAGCAAUAUGGUACUGACGUGUUUGGCUGCUUCAUCGUCGGUUACAUGAUGAUGUGCUUUGGCACCGGGAACUUGGCGUCCAUCUUGGCAUUCGACAAGCUCAAGCAGUAUGGGUUGUCUGCCAUCUCACUCUCAGCAGGUUUCAUCUUGAACACAAGUAUUCUCAUCACAGCGUUUGUGUGGCGACCUACUUCAUCUCAGUCAACAGCGUUAUUGAUGUAUCUGGCGAUGUGGGGAGCCGGUGAUGGGAUUAUACAGUCUCAACUGCAACUGGCUAUUCCGAAGUACACACCCAAACUCAAGGAAACGGCAUUAAUUGCUCUCCGUGUGUGUAACGGGAUUGGCCUGGAGCUCAGCUUCAUCGUGUCCCUAACGCUGAACAACCUGAUGACGUCGCUGUACAUUGCAAUGGCGCUCCAUCUCAUUGGAUUCUUGGGCCUCGUGUUGGUGGCAUGUGACUCUAAAAGUCGAGACGAGGAGGCUUCCACGGAACCAGAACACUUAGAAACAGCGGUGCCUAUAACUCAGGACCCACCAGACAUCACAGAGUCGACAGAAUCAUUGGCGUAGAUUGAUUUUAGUAUUGCUUUUUUUGGAAUGCUUGCGUAAUUGAGGUUUUCGCUUCAUAACUUCUUGAUACACGUGAACAAAACAGCCCACAUUUAUUUAUGCUUUUUUCGCUUUUAGGAUUUGAGGAUUCAAGUGCAAGGAAUGGAAAGAUGCAAAAGACACCAAUCAUUUCAUCAUAGAUGUUUUUAUUCAUAUAGAAUGUACAUCCAUUAACUUCAACUGACAAGUAAAAAUCUAUUUGAUAUCAUAGUGCAUAUGUAGUCUUUCCUUAUUUAUUAAACGAAGAAUAUAUAGCAGUGAAGUUUAUGUAUUUUUCUCUAAGUAACCAAUUUGAAAAAUAGCUAAGUGUUGAUAUGUUAUUAAUAAUUUUAUAAUUGAAAGCUAUUUUAAGCGGGAACAUUGCGAUCUUCUCAAUUGUAUUAUGAAUAACUGCCCUACAAAAUCGUGUUUGUACCAUUGCAAGCUUACACCAUAUCCCCACUGAUCUCUCAAAUACUCUGGAUGUAAUUUCUCAAGGAGCUGUAAUUUUUCAAAAUUACCAAACAAUAGAACAGGUUCAUAAGUAACAAUCACAUACACCACCAAGCAGAGAACUAUAAGAAAAGACUGAACCAGAUAUCAUGAAAGAAACACAAUGUAAACGAUGAGUUUUGGAAUAAGUGUCAUGUCUGUGUUCUUACCAAACAAGGGAAGACUGUUUUUGGCUCCGUGAUAUCCUUUGUCAUAUGGCGUGGAGAAGAGUCGAGAUGUGGUGUGUCAUCAAUAUUUCUUGUGAAUAUGUGUAGCCCAUUGAUGUCUUUAUGGCAUCAAUACAGUAACCAGAACAUGUAUUUUGUACUGCUUUGUAUCAAUACACUCCUGGAAACCAUAUAUUGAAUACAUGUAUUAUGGUUAAACAUUUCAGAAAACGGACUUCCGCAACUAUGAACAUUCCAUAUUCUGUACUAUUUGUAUGUAAUGUGUAUCCGUUGUUGCAUGUAACACCAUGACUGGUUGUGACGUAUUUGUUACGAUUGCAAAUGGCCCUCGUGCCAUAGAAUGUUGGGAAUUGCUGUCUGACCUUGAAACCAACCAGGCUUCAGUAGUACAUACAGCACCAUGGCAAACUUUAUUUGUGAAAUUGGUUGCUACAAAACAAGCAUACUCCAUACUAUUAUCAAAUGAGUUUAGAUUUGUAUAUAAUGCCAUUAAAUGUUUGCAAAGAAUUGACGUUUCGUGCAUUUUGAAUGUACCGUUUGUGUCAACUACGUCAUGAUAUAUUGCGAUCUGUAAACUUUUGGUUGGCACCAAAAUGGUAAACGUCGGAACUGCAUCACUUUAGGUUUUCCCUCCACAUUGGACCUACACACCGUCAUAGAAAUGAAAUCUCUUCAAAACGACGUUUAACACAAAUCACACACUCACUCCGAAAUUAUGUGUUUUAGUCAGUACUAAUUUAAAGAGAUAUGAUUUACAUAAAUCCUACCUUUGUAAAAUGUUGUGAUUUAUGAAAGAUUCUAAACAUAGUGACCCUGACAGGAAUAUUAGGGGGAAAUCAUCACUUUGUUCACACCUGGGGUUUUUUGCAUUUAAUAUUGUUUAAAUUCAAAGGUAGGCCUAGUUUACCAUUGCAUUUGAGACUUAUUCAGUUCAAAAGUAUAAGCUUGACCUAGUUAUUCGGUGUUAUCACUGAAAUACCUAUUAUUUCUACAAAGUCCCCAAAGUAGCUAAUUGUUACAUAUACACAUA
Molecule: messenger RNA, 3793 nt
Organism: Haliotis rubra (blacklip abalone)
Lineage: Eukaryota; Metazoa; Mollusca; Gastropoda; Lepetellida; Haliotidae
Product: protein unc-93 homolog A-like
Exons: 6
Coding region: 485-2065 (526 amino acids)
Source: RefSeq, a predicted model, not a curated record